Molecule: messenger RNA, 2476 nt
Organism: Nanorana parkeri
Lineage: Eukaryota; Metazoa; Chordata; Amphibia; Anura; Dicroglossidae
Gene: ARHGAP6
Product: Rho GTPase activating protein 6
Exons: 13
Coding region: 22-2412 (796 amino acids)
Biological process (GO): signal transduction
Source: RefSeq, a predicted model, not a curated record
UGGAUUGAUCACCCUGCUACAAUGUUUGGAGACUCGGUAUUCUGUGAAAGGAGGCUGUGCUAUGCUGGUGAUUUUACAUGGAACAGCAUGUCUGGGCGCACUGUCCGUCUGAAAUCAGUUCCCAUACAGAGUCUUUCUGAACUGGAGCGUGCACGGCUGCAGGAAGUUGCAUUUUACCGUCUGCAGCAAGAUUUCGACUUAAGCUGUCAGAUCACUAUUCCCAAAGAUGGACAGAAGAGGAAAAAAUCAUUAAGAAAGAAACUGGAUUCACUGGGGAAGGAGAAGAACAAAGAUAAAGAAUUCUUACAGCAGGCAUUUGGAAUGCCAUUAUCACAAGUAAUCGCCAAUGACAGGGCUCACAAGCUAAAGCAAGAUUCUCACAAAGACGAGCAAAAAGAGGUCUCUGACUUUGUUACGUCCAUCCUGCCAUUUGGAUCAAGGCGGCAGAAUAAAGAACUCUCUAGUAGUAAUUCAUCUCUUAGCUCUACUUCAGAAACACCAAAUGAAUCCACAUCUCCGAAUACGCCAGAAGCUGCACCUCGGGCACGCAGAAGGGGUGCAAUGUCUGUGGACUCCAUUACAGAUCUUGAUGACAAUCAGUCUCGACUACUUGAGGCUUUACAGUUGUCUUUGCCAGCCGAGGCUCAAAGUAAGAAAGAAAAGGAAAGGGAUAAAAAGCUAAGUCUGAACCCUAUCUACCGACAAGUUCCCAGGCUUGUGGACAGCUGCUGUCAACAUUUGGAAAAGAAUGGUCUACAAACAGUGGGGAUAUUUAGAGUCGGAAGUUCAAAAAAGAGAGUACGACAGUUACGUGAAGAAUUUGAUCGUGGAGUUGAUGUUGUCUUAGAAGAAGAACACAGUGUCCACGAUGUUGCUGCCUUAUUAAAAGAAUUUCUUAGAGAUAUGCCUGACCCUCUAUUGACAAGAGAACUUUACACACCUUUCAUACACACUAUAAUGUUAGAUCCUGAAGAUCAACUUGCCACCUUACAACUUCUCAUUUAUUUGCUACCUCCUUGUAAUUGUGACACUCUGCAUAGAUUGUUGCACUUUCUAUCAACUGUGGCUGGCCACGCUGAUGACACAGUUGAUAAAGGUGGUCAAGAGAUUACUGGGAACAAAAUGACUUCAUUAAACCUGGCAACAAUAUUUGGGCCCAAUUUGUUGCACAAGCAGAAGUCGUCUGACAAGGAGUUUACAGUUCAGAGUACUGCCAGGGCUGAAGAAAGUACAACAAUUAUCUCUGUGGUACAGAAAAUGAUUGAAAAUUACGAAAGCCUUUUUAUGGUCCCUCCUGAUUUACAGAAUGAAGUUCUCAUUAGCCUGCUAGAGACUGACCCUGAUGUAGUAGACUAUUUACUAAGGAGAAAGGCUUCUCAGUCAUCGAGUCCAGAAUUGGUAAGAUCAGAUGGGUCUUUCUCCAUUGAAGGAAGACACUCCUCUACAGACUCCAAUAAAGCCUCAAGUGGUGAUGUUUCCCCAUAUGACAAUAAUUCACCAGUAUUAUCUGAACGGUCAGUUACUGCAAGACAAGAAAAUAGCUCUGAAAAGGUCCUCAAGGCUGCAGAACACCAGACGUUGGUUAGCCAUUUGCUAUCUAAGACAAAGGAAAACGCUCCAGCGCAGUGGUGUUCAAAAGAAUCUGCACAGGAGCACUUCGACAUAUGGGGUACAUGGCAUUCCACACUAAAAUCUUCUUGUAAGGAUGAAGGAAUGACAGGUUCAUAUGGGAAUAUCUAUGAAAGUAGUUCCUUGCACCAAGGACAGUGUUCUCUUUCCCAGGGUAAUCUGGCACAGAACUGGUCUUUGUGUAAAAAUUCAUUAGCUGAAGUGGACAAUGGCAAGCCAAACAUACGAAGGACAAAUACAUCAACUGCCAUUCCAGAGUUUAGACCUCACAAUUUAGUGACACGUAUUUGCAGUACUCCACAAACAGAUACAGCUAAAAGAAAUCUUGAACACAAGACAAGAUGUGAGCAACACUUGGCCUCAAACAGUACAGAAGAUGUAACAGAGGACAAUGCAACAGUAACAUGUGCUCCAAACAGACCACCUCCUUUGAACUUGCGCCAUUCUGACAUCAAUAGAAAUGAAGCAAGGCUUCCGCCACCCUAUCCUGGUUCAACAAAACAAGCUACAAUGCAGCCUCAACGAUUCCCAUUGUAUUCAGCAGAGCAGCCAGUACUGAGGCCACCAAGGUCCGAAACAGUUGUUGGGGCAUCUUUAGGAAGGACUCCAUCUAGUGAGCAACCUGUUCAGACUAGACAAACUUCUUUAAAAACUCCAACCAACAGCCAAAACAGUAAAAACUUGACAGAUCCUGACUGGCAGGAGUGGCAAAGAGAAAGAUGGCAGAUAUGGGAACUUCUUUCAGCCGAUAACACAGACACACUACCUGAAACACUAGUAUGAUGCUUUGGUUGUCUAUGACAUUGACAUUUAACUGCUAGGGGACUAAACCAAACAAUGGAAUAGU